This is a messenger RNA of Anneissia japonica, 3691 nucleotides long. Its product is annotated as von Willebrand factor A domain-containing protein 3A-like. The record is from RefSeq and is a predicted model, not a curated record. The transcript is spliced from 29 exons. NCBI's taxonomy places the organism in Eukaryota, Metazoa, Echinodermata, Crinoidea, Comatulida, Comatulidae. Bases 7 to 3423 code for a protein of 1138 amino acids.
AGAGACAUGCGUGCUGCAUUUAACGAAGGACAAACCUCCGCUGAUUGGUUGAAGACUCACAGUGUAGAAAUAUUUAAAUUGACCCUCAAAGAUCUGCUUGUAAAAGGAGCUGUAACAAAGCCUAAUUCCGUCGAGUCUAAAGGACAACACCUCCAGUUUGAAGCUAGUGCUGUGAAUGAGUUUGAGUACAAGUUAUAUGAAUCAAUAGAAAUGUAUCAUAACAGAAUCAAAUGGCUGCUGCAAGGAAGUAAGAAGGUGUUUGGCAUGGUGAAAGGUUCAAAGGUCGCCCUAAUGGUUGAUACGUCAGACUCUAACUGUGGAUUUGGACGGCUGAGUGACUUCCGACGUUGUUUAACUGAAUUGAUUGAUGAUCAGCUGCACUCCAAGGAAAUGCUGUACAUGAUGUCAUUUGCAACUGACACCAGUUCAUUGUGGGACUCACCAAGAUUUGUAAAUAUCAGAGUGUUGAAUGAGGCUAGGGGUUGGGUGAACAGUCUUGAAUGUGACGGAGGCUGCAACCUGCUGUCUGCUCUCAAGGCUGUGACAAGAGUGCCUGAUGUAGACUCCAUUCUACUUGUCCUUGGCAGUUGCCCAGACCAGACUUCUGAAGUGGUGAUAGACUACAUCCAGCAAUUAAUAGUUGGAAGAGAUAUUCCUAUUAACACUGUUGCCUAUGAUUGCAAUAAUCAUCUCACCAAUAUGACACUGCGGAAUCUAGCAGAGGUUUCUGGAGGUCGCUAUCAUGUGUACACAUCAAGUUCAGUUGAACAAAUUUACUCUGGCACUGAUAUUAUGCUGCUGUUACGAGAGAUAAAGCAGGCACAAGACGUCAUUAACAAGAUCCAGGAGAUGAGGCAAGGCAUGCUGGGAGAUGCCCUCGUGAAUAUUCUGAAUGAGAUUUCACUUGAAGUGCAAAAGCUUCCUCAAUCACGUUUCUUGCCGAGACCUCCUAACCACACUGGUGCAUUGACAAUUGAAGAUCAACCAUUCCAUCCGAAGAGUUCAGAUGAUUGGCUUAAGCAGAAUGGGCUAAAGGCUAAAAAGUUAAGUCUGUACCAAGUAAUGGCACCUAAUGCUUUUGCUCCUGUUGAAGAGUUCAUACCAAUUAUAAGGAAAUCGGUUCGAUCCACAUUGCAUGAGAAAGCAAUGACUCAGUUUGAGUGGCAUGAUGGUUCUAUCAGGAAUGUGCAUGUGGAUCCAGCCCAACUCUUUGACUAUCAGAAGCAACUUGGAGCUCUGGUCAAACUCUAUGAAAAGAGAGUGGAUUGGUUGUCUAGAGACAGCAGACGAUUGUUUGGAACUAUUAUUGAGAAAAGAAUAGUGAUGAUGAUAGACCUGUCCGCUUCCAACAUCAACUACUUGAUACACAUCCAGCAUUCCUUGAGAAUCCUACUGGAACAGCAGCUGAGCAACAAGCAGUCAUUUAAUGUUAUUGGUUUUGGAAGUGAAGCACAUUGCUGGAGACCAUGUCUACAAGAGCCCACAGAGAAAAACCUACAAAGUGUGUGGAAGUGGAUCCUUGGUCUGGAGUGUGGAGGUAGUAGGAACUUCAUGGCUGCUCUUCGUCUUGCCAUGGAGACUGAGGAUGACCACAAGAGAAUGACAGUUGUUGAAGGGAUUUACCUGUUCACCAGCGGUAUACCUGACCAACUUCCCGAUGUCAUUUGCUCUUAUGUUGAAGAAGCAGCUGUUGGACAGGUGACCAAAAUUCAUACAAUCCUUUUCAAUGUUGACGACUACGAUUCGAACGGGGCGAUCCCAGGUCGGUACGCCAACAUCACGCAGACAGCGGAAUGUCUGAGAACUCUGGCACAUGUUAGUGGUGGCAGGUUCCAUUGGUUCCGUGAAACAGGCAUCAUUGAAAGUGAUGACAUCAAAGCAAUCCUUUCAGAGAUGGAUAGAGCAGUUAAUUAUUCCCAGAAAUGUGCAAUGUUGUUGGAUUCAGUGAAGAAGAGAAUGCCAAGACCCAAGGAAAAUGGUGUAGGAGAUUCAAAAAUGGGAGAGGAAUUGAAGAUGUUGCCGAAGCGACCUACGUCAGGCAAGAAGGCAUUGCCCACAGCCCCAAGACACACUGAACUGAGUCGUGCUAGAAUAAAUUGUCAAGACAAUCAGGAACAUGAAGAGAAAGUUAAGGCCAUAGGAUGGAGGCCUGUCAGCGCCAACCACAACCUCAUCCCAACAGCUUGUCCUGUUUCAACAAAGAAAGCAACAACACAAGAAACAAGUGCCAAAAAGGUAGCGACACCAUCAAAAAACAAAGGUAUCAAAGAAGUGUUCUACACGGAAUACAAAAAUGAAGUAGGUUUGUUAUUACAACGUGAACAUAGGCGGAAAAGGAAAUAUAAACCAAUAAAUCACCCAAUAAUACCAGACAGAGAAGAACAAAUUACAACAAAAAAUUGGUUGAAGAAAUACCGGUUGUCUAAGCUAAGACUGGACUUAAAUAAGCUGAUAACCGGGCCAGAUUGCUGCCACACCCAGAAACACAUUAGUACUCUGCAUAAGAAUGUCUCUGCCAAGUACUGCACAAUAUUCCCAAGUGUUAACAUUAAUGGAACUGUCAAACAUUUACAGCUGAGGGCACAUGAACUAAAAGAGUAUGAAGACCAGGUGGAGGUCGUGCUUCGCAGAUAUCUAAGGCGUUUGCAAUGGUUGCUAGGAAGCAGCCGGAGAGUGUUUGGAUCAGUUGUUGAGAAGAAGGUGGUUAUCCUUGUUGACACAUCUGGAUCCAUGGUCUACCACAUGGAUGAACUCAAGAGGGAAUUGAUUGCUUUAAUAUGGGAACAACUCAAGAAAGAAAACAUAAGUUUCAACAUCAUUCGUUUCUCUGGUGAUGUUGAGUCAUGGCGUCCACAAAUCGUUGAACCAACGAACGAGAACUGCAACGACGCUGUCAGAUGGGUGUCCACCUUGGUAACUGGUGGUAACACCUGUACACUAGAAGCACUCUCCCAUGCCUUUGAUGAUCCUAAUAUUGACGCUGUGUAUUUGCUAACGGAUGGGAAGCCAGAUUCAAGCACGAGUCGUGUAUUACAGUCUGUUGCAAGUUUAAACACUGUCCGUUGCAUAAAAAUAAACACUAUUUCUUUCAACUGUAAAGAUGACGCUGCUAAUGUCUUCCUCAAGCAGUUAGCAGCUAUGUCUCGAGGACGUUAUCACCGCUGCUAUGGACAUGUUGAUGGUGAUAUGUUUGCUCACAAGCUCUUAGCCAAUGGAUUCCAGAAUGCCCAGUGCCUCGAGCUCCCUUGUUUUGAUGGUGAUGAUUUGCAUCUACUUGGGUCAGAGAUCAACUUAGCCCGUCAGUUUUUGUCACAGUCCAGAACAUUCCGUGAUGUCUUUGCUGCCACUCCCAAACCUCAUGAAAAUGGUAAGAAAUUGGAUGUUGCGUCCAGUAAAUUGGUUGUUGGCAACGUGAGCAGUUAGUGUCAUAUUGUGUUGUACUUGAAUGUUUUUAAAAUUGCAAGUAUUAGCAAGAUCAAAUGUGAGAUCUUACCACAAAAUGAGACACGUCGUUGGUAAGAUUAUUCUGAGAUAAUCACCAAAAUAGAUCAAAGUCAAACUUUGUUAUUUUUAUUUUUUAAACUAGUUUUCUUAAAAAGAAUUCUCCAUGCACAUUCUGUAUAUCUAGUCCUAUUAUUUGUACAGGUUAGUUUAUCUUUGAUGCUGAUUAUUCUCCCAAAACCAAGUUUUU